CCUCUACUGCUCUAUCUAAUUUGACAGCCAUUCCAUCUUGUAUCCCUCUAUCCUCUACUGCUCUAUCUAAUUUGACAGCCAUUCCAUCUUGUAUCCCUCUAUCUCUACUGCUCUAUCUAAUUUGAGAAUCCAAGUUUUCAGAAAUCCAAGUUUUCAGAAUCCAAGUCUUCAGAAAUCCAAGUUACCAGUACUUGAUCUAUCUGUUACAGAAUUCUGAGAGAUCUCUGCUCUCACUGCUCCUUCUUUCCUGUCAUUAAGCUCUCACAUUCAGUCAUUUUGCUGGAAAUUACAAGUUGAAUAUACAGUAGUAGAAUUACAGUACAGUAGAACUUAUAGUAGAAACUACUUACACAGCCCUACAUUUGUCAUUUUAAUUUUGCAUUAGACUUUAGUUUGGACUGCUAGUUUGGCUUACUUUGAUCAAUUGUAUAAAAUAUCACCUUUUUAUAAGUUUAUUUGUAAUAAGAUAAUCUGGUUAUUUUGUAAUACAUACAUUCAGAUAAAUAAUAAAUUAGAUCCAGUCUGUUAGUUUGUUUCAUUGGCUAUAACAUUUGACUGCAAGUUUAUAGUAUUAUUAUUUAAGGACAAACCCAUUUUGGCACUCAGUGUAAGUAUUCAGUUAGUAUUGUCAUCGAGAAGCACCUGAGGACCCAGACUUUGUUUUCUGACUGCUGCAGAAAAUCCAGCUGAAGAAUCCUCAUCGCCUGUCAUCUUAUCACCACACCACCAAAGCUCCAUAUAUUUGAUUUAAAUUUUAGAUAUCUGAAAGAUUUACAUAAACUCCCCUAAGAGCUAAGACUUUUAUUAUAGCCUGUUGAUUGUUGAGGUUUAUUCUGCAUAUCACUUUACAGAAGUUGUAAUUAUUUACCAGUCUGGUUAAAAAAAUAUAAGUAAAAUUAUACAGUUUCUAAAAGAGCUACAAUAAAACGGACCAAAUUGUUUCCAGAGAACUUUGAAUUUCCUUUAUUUUGAGUUUGGAGUACAAAUCAGCUGAACGUCUAUUUAUAUAUUCAUAAAAACAUUUUAAAGUAGUAUAAUAGUACAUUUCUCAGAUUUAACAGUAACUUGAGGAGUUUUACAUUUUUCUGUGUUUCAAGGUUGAGUUUUGUUUACAUUUGUGUAUAACCACAUAUAAGCUCCAGGUUGUACUUCAGCAAAAUGCCAAGAAAAGGUCAAAGGUCGCAGUCCCAGAAGCUUAGACGUCAGAAGGAGAAAGAACAGGUGAAUGUUUCUCAGAGCAGUGAGCAGGUAAAGGUGUGUGUUUCAGCUUUUCCCAGCACAGAAGUGCAGAGCAUUGUUCAGACAGCCACAGUGUCUUAUGCAGAUGUGGUAAAGAGAGGUGUUCCCUCAGUGUCUGUCCCAGAGCCUGAAGUUAUGCAGCUAAUCCAGACUGAACCCCAGGUAACUGAACAAACACAGCAUGAUGGAGAGACAGCCACAGUGUCUUAUGCAGAUGUGGUAAAGAGAGGCGUUCCCUCAGUGUCUGUCCCAGAUCCUGAAGUUAUGCAGGUAAUCCAGACUGAACCCCAGCUAACUGUACAAACACAGCAUGAUGGACAAGCUCCAGUACAGUCUCAUGUACAGGUUACAAACAGUGAAAGUCGUCCACAAGUGAGUAGCAUCUGUGCAGCCCGAAGCCAGGCUUCUCCUAGGUAUGGAAAGUACCGUAAUCAGCAAUGUAUGGCUAACAGUUUGGUUUUCCUGUCAUUCUUACACGAGGAUGAAUUCAUUACCAAAGCAGAUCUUAACAGUGUGUUGGACAAAGGCCAUGCCGUGCAUUCAGAUGCCAGACUGAGGUUUGUGAACAGCGUGUUUCUAGCCUGCGAUGAACUUCCCUCAGUGGUCAUCAGCCGCAGACACGAGUAUCAAGUAGACAUGUCUCAGUUUGCUCGUUACGGCACAUUUGAUAGUACAGGUCAUCUUCCGAGCCUUGAACAAGGACUACAGUGUUUGGCUUCAGAGUUUCGCUACGCUUUGCUUGUCAUGGGAGGAACAGUCAUCGCCGUUUGCAGGCUGACUUCAGGACUUGGAUGAGAACAAGAUUUAUGCCAAUCCUGAGGUAACUGCAGCGCUCCAAACCAUGAGACAAGCCAGUGUUGAGG
Messenger RNA from Oreochromis niloticus (Nile tilapia), 2102 nucleotides. RefSeq lists its product as uncharacterized. The transcript is spliced from 2 exons. The record is from RefSeq and is a predicted model, not a curated record. Bases 1159 to 2034 code for a protein of 291 amino acids. NCBI's taxonomy places the organism in Eukaryota, Metazoa, Chordata, Actinopteri, Cichliformes, Cichlidae.